Entamoeba invadens IP1 is the source of this 504-nucleotide messenger RNA. RefSeq lists its product as hypothetical. The coding region runs from base 1 to 504 and encodes 167 amino acids. Lineage: Eukaryota; Evosea; Mastigamoebida; Endamoebidae. The record is from RefSeq and is a predicted model, not a curated record. The transcript has a single exon.
AUGAGUGUUCGAAGGAGAGUAUGUUCGAUUCAAGAGUCUCUUGACGAUGUAAUAACAACGCCUUCGGUUCCAGUUGUUUCCGAGGCACAAAUUUCUUCAACACCAAAAGAUAAACACACAAUUGAAACAGACCCAUUCGAUUUAAUUGAAGACAAACUUCCAAACACAAAACUUGUCCAAAAAUUACAGAAAGAGAAAAAGCCGAAGAAAGACGAUUCUGCUUUGAUAGAGCGUCAUGCGCAAGAGAUUCUUAAUCGUAUGAAACAAGGCAAAGCUCCCAGCCAACCAACACGCCGAAAGCACAAAUUGGUUGAGUUAUGGGGCACUAAAAAAGUAGACCCAAUUCCAUCAUUCGAUUACUUACCAGAACCUACUAUAAACCCUAUUAGUCCAGUUUCUCAUCCAGAGUUAAGGAUCCAACGAAAUGGAAACGUGUCAGUAAUUUCCGUGGGUGUGAAGAGUCGAAGGCUUGUGAAAAAGAUGAAGAGAAUGCACAUGAAGUGA